GCUGGUGAUGUGCUGCUCUCUGGAAAUGAAAAGAUAACUAUGCAGAAUCUGAAUGACCGUCUGGCUGUGUACCUGGAAAAGGUACGAGCACUGGAAGCGGCAAAUUUGGAUUUAGAAGUUAAAAUCCGAGACUGGUAUCAGAAGCAAGGUCCCACCAGCCCAGCCCGGGACUACACCAAUUAUUACAAGAUAAUUGAAGAUCUCCGAGACAAGAUCCUUGCAGCUACCAUUGACAAUUCCCGGGUCAUUCUGGAGAUCGACAAUGCCAGGCUGGCUGCCGAUGACUUCAGACUGAAAUAUGAGAAUGAGUUGUUCCUGCGCCAGAGCGUGGAGUCGGACAUCAACGGCCUGCGCAGAGUCCUGGAUGAGCUGACUCUGUCUAGAACUGACCUGGAGAUGCAGAUUGAAACACUGAAGGAGGAGCUGGCUUAUCUAAAGAAGAACCACGAGGAGGAAAUGAAAGAGUAUUCAAACCAGCUAAGUGGAACAGUCACCGUGGAAAUGGAUGCGGCUCCCGGCAUCGACCUGACCAGAAUUCUCUCUGAGAUGAGGGAACAGUAUGAAGCUCUGGCUGAGAAGAACCGUAAAGAUGCUGAGACUUGGUUCUUCACUCAGCUGACCCGCGAAGUAGCCACCCAUACACAACAGAUACAGACUGGCAAAUCCGAGAUCACGGAGCUGAGACGCUCAGUCCAGAGCCUGGAGAUUGAGCUCCAGUCGCAGCUGAGCACGAAAGCUGGACUGGAAGCCAACUUGCGAGACACAGAAGCACGAUACUGUGCACAGCUGGCACAGAUUCAGGCCCUCAUCACCAGCGUUGAGGAGCAACUGAGUGAACUUCGAAGCGACAUGGAGCGUCAGAACCAGGAGUACAGAAUGCUGAUGGACAUCAAAAGUCGCCUGGAGCACGAAAUCGCCACGUACCGCCAGUUGCUGGAGGGCCAGGACUCUCAGCUGACAGUGAACCCUAAGGAUGCUUCAUUUGUGAGCAGUGGAAGAGUUCGCGCGGCCGUGUAA
This is a messenger RNA of Opisthocomus hoazin, 1017 nucleotides long. The record is from RefSeq and is a predicted model, not a curated record. Lineage: Eukaryota; Metazoa; Chordata; Aves; Opisthocomiformes; Opisthocomidae.